Lycium barbarum (goji berry) is the source of this 573-nucleotide messenger RNA. Its product is annotated as dirigent protein 23-like. The transcript is spliced from 3 exons. The record is from RefSeq and is a predicted model, not a curated record. The coding region runs from base 1 to 573 and encodes 190 amino acids. Lineage: Eukaryota; Viridiplantae; Streptophyta; Magnoliopsida; Solanales; Solanaceae.
AUGGAGAAAUUUUUGUUGACGGCUUUCUUAUUUUUGGCAAUAGCAAUUUUGCCUUCAACUCAUGGGCUUGAUCAAAGUCCAAAGGGAGUGGGAAAAUGGUUCAAGAAGCUUUCCCAUGCAAAAGAAAAAAUUACCAAACUUCACUUCUAUUUUCAUGAUACUGUGACGGCAAAGAACCCAUUAGCAAUCCAAAUAGCCCAAGCCAAUAAUACAUUUCAAUCACCAACAUUUUUUGUCUUAGUGAGGAUGAUGGACGAUCCAUUGACGGUUAAGCCCGAGCCCAACUCAGAAGUAAUAGGCCGAGCCCAAGAGAUCUAUGGCUCGGCCUCGUUCGAAAAUAUAGCCUAUCUUAUGACUCUCAACCUUGUGUUUACCAAGGGUAACUACAACGGUAGCACACUCAGUAUUCUUGGACGCAACCAGAUAUCUCACGAGUAUAGAGAAAUACCGAUCGUUGGUGGUUCAGGUGUUUUCCGCCUAGCACGAGGCAUUGCCACAGCGAAAACCUAUCGGGCCAAUAACAUCACUGGGAAUGCAAUAGUUGAAUAUCAUGUUGUGGUUUUGCAUUAUUGA